CCUAGCCUACAUUGCACAGAGGGGCCUUCCAUUGUCGCGUUGAACCAGACUAUAACUUGAUUGGGUGGGAUGUAUUUUUUGGAUUAGUCCCAGGUUACUAUUAUCCAAUUGUUGCAAUAUUGACAAAGAAAAACGCAUUGUGUUAUUGCAUGCACGAUUGUAACGUAGUAGUAUCAUAAUAAUGUCACAGUAAGGCUUAUGAUAGGCCUAUUUUUUUCCACCAUUUUUUCGGGGGGGGGGGGUUCUAUUUAACUUUGUGCAACCUAUACCGUAUGCGGACCUAUUUUGUUAAGGAAGGCGGACCGACAGCACUGAGUUUUCGGACAGUAGACUAGUGAUGAGGACUGACCAGCCAGCAGCGAGUAGCAAGUAUUCUAAUUAGCAGAUCGCACGCAGCUUUGAAGAUGGCACACGAGCGCCGCAAGCGCGGGAUAGCCAGCAUAUCCACAAACUGAAGUCUGAAACAUGCCGGAGUAUUUUGGAUAAAUUCUGCAGAGGUCCUGUGUCUGUUUGUGCUAGCAAACCGGUGGACACAGAUGCAAGGGCGAGGCUACAAGAAUAAAGAAGCGUCAAGGGACGGCUAUUUUGGACUUUCUAUGCAGUCACGCUCCCCCAAUCCAUACAACGUAAUUUAAAAUUAUGUCCUUUAUAGAUUUAAAUGAUGACCAGAGAUGGGUGCCUACACAUGUGAAUGUAACUGUCCUUCGUGCAAGGGGUUUACGGACAAAGGGCAAGCACGGAGGUAGCCGUUAUGUUUACACAAUCAUUCAGGUGGGGAAGGAGAAAUACACCACCGGUUUGGUCGAGAAGGCGACUGUGCCAGAGUGGAAUGAGGAAUGCUGUUUUGAACUUCUACCCGGAAUACUGGAGGAUGGGGGUCGCAGUGUUUUUCCCUCAGGGAGCGGUGACUUGGUCCUCACCAUUAUGCACCGGGUGCUUAUCGGACUUGACGUGUUUCUUGGUCAAGCAAUCCUCCCUUUGGAUAAAAUAUUUCAAGAUGGAAUGUGCCCUAGAGAUGAAUGGCUCAAACUCAACUCCAAGGCCGGCCGGAAGGAGAAGGAGCGCGGCGAGAUGCAGGUGACGGUCCAGUUCACCCGCAACAACCUGACAGCCAGCAUGUUCGACCUAACCAUGAAGGACAAGCCACGGUCUGCCUUCGGCAAACUUAAGGACCGCGUUACGGGGAGGAAGAUCGGCGACAUGGAGUCCUCAUCAGCCAUCGUGCCGGGACGCUUCGCCGCCCUGUCGGGUUCCCUAGGAAAGCCAUUCCGAGAAGGGGACCGAGGGGAAGGGGGAGAGGACCCCGUGGAGGUAGCCGAGGAGAAGCGGAGCAAGGUGAAGGAUUUCUUCAAGGGGAAGGGAAAGCUGCAGAGUUCGUCCGACACAAGGUCGUGCUCGUCGCUGGCCUCGGAGAGCAGCGUGUUGUCCUUGACCAGUGAGAGGCCCUGCCCCCCUCCUCUGGGCCUAGGCAUCGUGGUGGAUCCUUCCAGUCCCCCCAGCUCUCCCAUCUACAGCAACAAGGUCAAAGUUGACACCCACCACAGAGACACAGACCUAGCUAAAAAAGUGCUCAACACCACACAGUCUUCCCCAAAGAUACUGACUCACAAUCGAGUCCUCAGCGACGAGGCAAGUAGGAUCACCACUACUGCCGUUCUCCAGCCCUGUCCUGCAGUGGAAUCCCUCAAGGGUCAGGGUAUGACUUUCUCCCAAUCCUCUCUGUGCAUCAACGGAAGCCACAUCGACGGAUCCGAACCGGUGGGUCCCAAGGGCUCAGGCACCCUCCCAUCCAAGCUGGUCCUCCUUGAGAAGUGCUCCCCCCUCUCUCGUUCGCUGCAGAACCUCACAAAGCGGAGCGAGGACAAUGGUUCAGCCGGUGAGGGACGGCGCUGGUCCUUCGACAAGGUGAAUAAGGAAGAGAAGUACGUGGAGAAGGAGGCCGAACCGCAUGUCUCCCAGGUUCAAAGCGCACGGGUGGGGGGUCAUUCUGUGCUGGCAGCUGCCUCAAUGCUGUCUUCCACCACCACGGUGGACUCAGCAGACAAAAGGAAAAAGCUCAGAAAGUCGUUAUUCUCCGGAGGGAGGAGUGAUUCUCUACCUGCCAAGUUGGCGCCAAGCCAGGGUUGUCCUCUCACCGAGGGGAGACUGCAAGGCUGGUUUGGCUCCAGUGACUCCCAGAACAAGCCAAGGCUGGAAGUUUCUUCUAAGGUAGAAAGCGACUCAGACACCCCUCCCCUCCCCCCUUGCUCCCCCAUUCCCACCCAGUGCUCUUCUUCUUCCACUGGCCGUGCCUCACCCGACAGUGGCCAUCCCACUAACCCCUUCACCCCCUCUCUGACACCCAACCCUAUCUCUCCCUCCAACCCCUUCCUCCCGUGUUUGCAGUGUAACCCCUUUUUUGAGGACCUCAAAACCGAAGAGGCCCGGAGGUCCCCCCCUCGCGCUGCCUGCUCCCCCUGUCAUUCCACAGCUUUGCCUUGUAUCCCUAGUACCGCCCACGAUGUCGCAGUGCAAAAGAAAAUGGCCGCCAUACGGCGAGAGCGGCCCGGGCCUGUAGCCAGGCAGACAUCCCUUCCUGCAUUACUCCCGAGAGCGGUGACUGCCAGCCCCCCGAAUCCGUUGACCUCUCGCUCCAUAUCAGAGAGCGGGGGAAGAGAAUGCGAUGAGUCCUUUGACGCCUUUGCGUCUAGCAGGCUGAAUUCGCCAAAGGGCUCUCCUACCAAUCACCCUUCAAAUGCAACCUUGUGGCAAGCUCAAGUAAGAAGCACUCCUCCACAUAAGGGUAACACUAUUUCACCCAUUGAGGAGAUGCGGAUGAGUGAAGAAGAAGCAGAGCCUCCACCGUUGCCUCCACGGAGGCCCAUAACAAGACCUUUGGUAAACAAGAGAUCUUCUGACAGCUGGUUGCACAGGGGUCAGGAGCUGGCUGUGCAGAAAGAGGCCUGUCUCCUGUCACAAACGGUCGCAGCUUCCCUGCAGCACACAAGAGAAGGCGGGCAGAAGAGAUGCACACCAAGUCCCCACCUGUACCCAAGCUUAGGCAAAGACCUUCUCGUCAGCAGUGACAUGUCGGACUUUCAUACCGAACACUCACAGCAUUAUGCCAAUAUUUCUCCAGAGUCUCCAUCUCCAUUCAAGUCUGAAGAUGACUUCAAGAAGUUUGACUAUGAACCAUUGCGAGAUGAAGAUGAUAGCUGUAAAUUUAUGUUUACUGAGCAGGACUUAUGGCCAGGUGCAACAGAAAACCAUCUAGACCUGAAUGUAAAGGAUUCGAUAAUAUUGUUAGCCUCAGAGGAUACGACGGACACCAGUCCCACUGUUAGAGAAGACGGCAUUGUAAAGAAUACUUCACAUUCGGAAAUCAAAGCCUUAUCUCUACCAGUAAUGCUUCUUGAUAGUGAAAUGACUGUUGCCGACCUACUGUAUAUGUCUUCCCCAAAACACUCUAAAUCCGGUCUUAAGACGCUUGACAUUGCGUUAAUUACACCAGACCCAACAAUGGAAUUAUUCUCAAUUCACCCAGAUAAGCCUACCAAGUCCAGAAACAUCCAUUAUGAAUCGCCUCCACUAACCUUGGAAGAUCUAAAUAAAAAUCUAAGUAACUCUGAUUUUAGUUUUAUUGACUCUGCUUCUGAUGCUUCCCCAUCUCCAUCUGAAAUGAUUACAGUGCAUACCCUCAAAAGUUUAGGUGGCAUUUUUCCUCAACCUCCACAAGUUACUCACAUAGUCUCUUCUGCUCAUGAUAUACGGCUAUCUGCAGAGGAUAUGUUAACUUUUCAGAAGCCUAGUACUAUAGACGUCAACUCUGCCCUAAAAGCGAAUUUACCAGAAGCCUCGCUUUGUCAAGACAAUUGGCAAGAUGGAGGUUGUGAAUUGACGCCUGACAGUGUUAACAUUGAGUCUGAAGACAUCACUAGAGACACUGAAGAUAUAAAACACACACAGUCUCCACUGAAUAGCAAAGGCAACAUUUCUAAAUCAAAGAUAGACAGUUCAAUAGUCGACCCUUCAUGUCACAUUAGAACUUCUCCAGUUUCUCCACAGAUUGGAAUGCAACAGGAAGUUGUACGAACCAAGCCUGUCAAUGAGUCUUCACCAAGGGGUGCUAGUUCACACAGAAGUCUCAAGGAAAUGAUACGAGAGCUCUACGGCAACGGUGGUGCAAAUAGCCCUGGCAAAGGAUUGCGUGAGAGCCCUCUUCACCAAUCACUGUCUCCUGGGCAUGUACUCUCAGAGAGCAUUGAAGUACCCUUCUCAUAUCAACCCACCAAAUCAAUUUUUUCCUCACCUUUGUCACCAGAUAGAGAGACAACGUUCAAGGCAGAUAAAUUAUUUGUUUCCUUGCAAAAAACAAACACGAAUAGUUCCACUCAGUCAAUUACAAAAGAAAACUGCUUAACGGAACGUUCCCCAUCCAAACAUGCCGGGACCAUCAGCUUCAAAGACCUCCACGCCAAAGUAGCCCCGAACAUCAGAAGCCCCAUGAGUGCCAGGUUAAGGCCUGGUGUCUCUCUGCAUGCUUCCAGUCCCUCCUCUGUGGCCCCCUCCCUGGUGACUGAAACUAAUGCCCAGGCUAAGCUACUCCCCACCCCCGGCCCCUCCUCCAUACAUCACCCCCCAACCUUGAGACCCAGUACCGGAGACAAUGCCACCUUGGCUAUGGCCCCCUGCACCUCUUCCUCCUUCUCCUCCUCCUCCUUUACCUCCUCCACCACUGUCCAGCCCCUGGUCGAUGCACGGCAGACACUUUUACCUGAGGAGACCCAGCCAGCUAGCAGCCUGCCCCGACAGGAGAGCAGACCCCACCCAGUGAAGCCCUUGACCACCACAGCCAGUCAGGGGGAGAAGAAAGAGGGCCGGUCAGUUCUAGAGAAGCUCAAGUCUUCCAUCCACCCAGGCCUCGCCGCCAAGCAGACACUGGCUGAGGCUGAGACUGAGAUUGAGGAAUCGUUAACGGACAGGUCUGCCCAGUACGAGCAGCUGACCAAAAUGGAGCUGAUCUCCCUUCUACUGCAGCAGCAGAUGGAUAUGGAGGACCAGCAGGCGGCCUCAGAACAGCAGGCGGUGCUGCUUAAGAAACACGAGGCGGAGAUGAAGAAGAUCAAGGCACAGGUGCGCGACCUGGAGGACUACAUCGACAGGCUGCUGGUGCAGAUCAUGGAGCAGACACCCACACUCCUUCAAGUGCGCUCCCGACACAAGUGACCGCUAGUGCUAGUAUAGUAUAGGGCCAUGGUCACCAUCAAACCCUAGUCCCAGAGAGCUACAAGGAGGAGCAGACUCUUGUUCCAGCUCAGACCAUGAUUAGGUCUUGGUGGUUAGUUGUUUAGCUGAACCAGGAGUUAUAGUGCAGGGCUGAAACAAAAGCCUACACAUCCAAGUAGUUCUUCCGGACCAGGGUUGGUGAUCACUUCUCCAGGGGCAGGUGUAAUUCAACACAUCCCUAAGCAAAAAGUAAAUCUCACAACCAUCCAGGUUUCACUGCUGAUACCCUGCCUCGUUGAUUAAAGACACAAUAUUGCCCACUGUGCAUGCUUGCUAUAGCUCAAAUGUCAGGCUGCAAGUACUAAUCAGAAACUGUAGUCAUAGCAAAUGUUACUGGUCACUUUACACUUGCUACUUAGUAUAAGGAAAGUGGCACAGCUUUUGUCAAAUGUACUGCAUUAGAAUUAUUAUACAUGUGCAUUGAUGAAGAAUACAGAAAAUGUCAUAUUCAGUGGUAUAAAUUGUUCUUACUUGAUAUGACAUUGCCUCAAAUUCAGAAAAACAUGUAAGUGUCUGAAUUAGUUUGAUAUGGACCCAAAUUAUCUUCAUCAUGGUAAAUACUGUAAUUAUUUGCCAUAAGACACUGACUCAAAAACAGACCGACUCGAGAAUUCCACUGAAUUUCAAUUUGUUUACAUGGAGAAAGGUGAACUUGAGCUAGUGUCAUAUUUAGUAAAUAAUUAUAUAUCUUUUUUUACUAUUCAUGGAUGAAGUGUGUGCAAAGAAUAAAGUGAUAAAUGUUCAUGUGGUAAGAUAGGUAUUACAAUGAAUUCAAAAAGGCAUUUAUUUUUGCUAUUUAAGUUAUAUUUUCACGUUUUGUUUUUCAUUUGCAAAACGAAUGUAUAUAAUUAUGUAUAUUGGUUUGUUUGUAUAAUUUUUGUAUGACAUUGCCUGUAUUAUUUAGUAUAGUACUUUAACUCCCACACAACUAGAAAUCCACUUUUUCGAGCUGAAAGACAAUGGCCAGGGCUUACGCAUGACGUUGCACAACGAUGUAGGUCAAUAAGCAAUCAUUUUAAUCAAAGGAUGAUAUAUUUGGGCUUGAAGUGACAAAACCGACCUGCCCCCUUCGUGCAAAUUCGUGCCAAUUAAUUAUUAUUUUUACAAUUCUUCAAGCUCUGUCAAGUUGGUUGUUUAUCAUUGCUAGACAGACAUUUUCAACUCUUGCCAUAGAUUUCAAGCUAAUUUAAGUCAAAACUGUAAUAAGGCCACACAGGAACAUUCAAUGUUGUCUUGGUAAGCAAAUGCAGUGUACAUUGGUCCUUGUGUUUUAGGUUAUUGUCCUGCUGCAAGGCAAAUUUGUCUCCCAGUCUCUGUUGGAAAGCAGACGGAACCAGGUUUUCUUCUAGGAUUUUGCCUGUGCUUAGCUCUAUUCCAUUUAUUUUUAUCCUAAAAACUCCCUAGUAUUUGCCGAUGAGAAGCAUACCCAUAACAUGAUGCAGCCACCACCAUGCUUGACAAUAUGAAGAGUGGUACUCAGUCAUGUGUUGGAUUUGCCCCAAAAAUAAUGCUUUGUAUUCAGGACAAAGUUAAUUUCUUUGCCACAUGUUUUUGCAGUUUUACUUUAUUGCCUUAUUGCAAACAGGAUGCAUGUUUUUGAAUAUUUCUAUAAUGUACAGGCUUCCUUCUUUUCACUCUGUCAAUUAGGUUAGCAUUGUGGAGUAACUACAAUGUUGUUGAUCCAUCCUCAGUUUUCUCCUAUCACAGCCAUUAAACUCUUAACUGUUUAAAAGUCA
This is a messenger RNA of Salvelinus fontinalis (brook trout), 7001 nucleotides long. RefSeq names its product rab11 family-interacting protein 5-like. Gene Ontology annotation, molecular function: small GTPase binding. Bases 640 to 5205 code for a protein of 1521 amino acids. The transcript is spliced from 6 exons. Gene Ontology annotation, biological process: regulated exocytosis. Lineage: Eukaryota; Metazoa; Chordata; Actinopteri; Salmoniformes; Salmonidae. The record is from RefSeq and is a predicted model, not a curated record. Gene Ontology annotation, cellular component: phagocytic vesicle; early endosome; mitochondrion.